Molecule: messenger RNA, 2577 nt
Organism: Pelagomonas calceolata
Lineage: Eukaryota; Pelagophyceae; Pelagomonadales; Pelagomonadaceae
Source: the annotation of a GenBank genome assembly
AUGAUCGCAGCCCACCUGCGGAAGGAGCGGGCGCUCACGCGUUGCCGGUACAGCGUCGAGAACUGCCCGCCGCCGCCGGCCCGGGAGCGGCCUGUGGCGUGUUACAACUUCGAGAAGCCGCGCGUACGGCGGGUCAACCGCGACGCGUGCCGCCGCGGCGCCGGCGCGCAGCUCCUCAAAGGCCUGCUCGAAGACAAACUACGGCGGACGUGGGCAGCCCUCGCGCCCGCGGGACCGCCGCCGCGGCUCGCGCAAGCGGCGCCGGCCGCCGUCGCCGUAGUGCUCGCGGCGCGGCGCGCGGUCGACGCCUCCGCCACGCGACGGCUCCGGGGCGCCUGGACCGCGUUGCGCGGAUCGGACCUCCGGCCGCUCGCGCUGUUGCUGGGAGCGUGUGCGUCGCGCUGGCGCCGAAAUUCUAUCGACGGCGCGUGGCGUGCGCUCGGACGCGGCGUCAAGGCUGGGCGCCGCUCGGAGCAGAGGCGGCGGGCGGGGCUCGACGCCGUCGCGCGCGCCCUCGACCGCUCUACCCGUAUUCGGCGCCGGCGACUGCUCCUCCGCGCGUUCGGGAGGGUCCUAGCUGCCGCGACCGCGAACCCGGCCCCGACGCCGUGCACGGCCGUCACCGCGGCAGUCGCCAACGUGGCGCGUUCGCAAAACCGGCGACGCAAGCUGCGCGCGCUCGAUCAGCUGCGAUGCGCGGCGCGGACAACGAGGGCCUUGCUCCGCGUCCUCCAGUUCCGCGUCGUCGCGGAGAAGCGCACCGCGCUGGCCCGCCUCCGGCGCGGCGGGGAUUGUCGGCGGCGCCACGCGGCGGUCGGCGGCGCGCUGGUCGCGGCGAAUCGGAAAUGGCAUCGGCGGCGCAAGAUGCGGGCCAUAAAGCAGUGGGCGCGAAUCGUCCGGCCGAAGUGGGCGGACCGCGGCGCGGCGCUCCGGGCCUGCGGCGCCAUGGCCGUGGCGGCGGCGCGGCGCGCGGCCUGGGCGCGCCUGGCGCACCACGACCGGAUCCACCGCCACGGCGUCUUCCGCGUCCAAUGCCUCGCGGCGGUGGCGGCGGCUAACGCGCGCCGCCGCCAGGCGGAGCUGCUGGCCCCUGUCCGGUGCCGCGCCCUCGAAGCGGCCAAGCACGUGGCGCUCAGAGCGACGGCGGCGGCGCUCGCGCGGGCGCGGGCACGGCGGGCGUGGUCCCAGUGGCGCGUCCGCGCCGCGGCGCGCGGCGCGCGGCGGGCGGUCGAGAAGGCCGUGGCCUGCGCGCACCACGCGUCGGCCCGGCUCGACGGCGCGUGUGACUUGAUAGGAGGCCACUGGGACCUCGCGCGCAAGCUCGGCUUCUACGUUUUGAGAGGGGCGAGCAGACCUGCGAACGUGCUGCGAAUGCGGCGCGCAUUCACGCGCUGGGUCGGUCCGCGGUGGCUCCUUCCGUUGCGCCCGCCGCCGCCGCGGCCGCGGGCGUACGCCGCCGCCGCGUUCAUUGUCUUGCACGGCCGCCGGCGCGUGCAGGCGGAGAGCUGCACGGCGGCGUUCCGCGAGUGGCGCCGCGCGGCCUUUGUGUCGCGGCGGGCGGCGGCCGCGCGGCGGACCGCGGUUUCGAUGCUCGCGCGGUGCGUCGCUCGACGCGUGGACCGCCGGCUCCGUGCUGCGCUGGCAAACCUACGCGUGGCGCACGCGCGGCGCCGUGCUAUCGAAGUUGCUGCGGUGGCGCGCGCCGCCGCUCGCGCCGACGCCGCCUACGCGGACGCGGCGCGGCGGAUCUCCGAUGCCGAGACAAGGGCCGGCUUCGCGCUCGCCGCGGCACAGGACGCUGAAGCGCGGGCGAAAGCGGGCACUGCGGCCGCCGAGAAGCGCGCGGCGAGCGCCAUUGCGGCCGCCGCCCAAGCUGCAUCGACGGCCCGCGAGGCCGCAGCUACGGUCGCUGUCGAAGCGCGGGAGCGAGCCAUGGCGGAUCUCGCGGCCCUGCGGGCGGCCUCGGCGAGGGACGUCGCGUCCGCGAAAGCUGCGGUCGCUUCAGCCGUGUCGGAACGAGACGCCGCACUCGACGAGGCGCGGGCCGCCCGCGCCGAGGCGCUAGCGUCUCGACGAGCCGCGGAUGCUAAGGCGGAGCGCGAUAAAAAAGCGACCAGAGACGCCACGGUGGGUACCCUGGCGGCUCGCCCAGCCACGGACGCCGCGGCGAAGCGCGAUCAAAAAGCCACCGCAGACGCCGAUCGCAGACCUCGGAAAGUCGAGGAGGCCACGCCCCUCACUCGCAAGGUGAGGCAAGCAAAACGGGACGCGCGGGCGGCGCGGAAGAAGGCCGAAAAGGCGCGCAUGCGGAUCCUCGUCAAGUUGACGCCGCUCCUGGUCCGGUGUGGCGCGGAUACCGUCGCGCUCUACUUCCGAGCCUGGCGGCGCCGGACGCAACUCUCGCGGCCAGGCGUGGCGACGCGCUCCGAGGCCUCUGUGCAGGUCCUCCGGCGGAUGGCACGGCGCGGAAGCAUUUCCGCGGCAUUCGUCCUGUGGCGGCGUGCGUGGCUCCAGAGCGCCGUGUCGGCGCCGGGCCCCGCGUCGCCGCACGCGCUGGCGUACGCGGCGGAUUACUAA